Molecule: messenger RNA, 1833 nt
Organism: Pseudoliparis swirei
Lineage: Eukaryota; Metazoa; Chordata; Actinopteri; Perciformes; Liparidae
Product: ATP synthase subunit alpha, mitochondrial-like
Exons: 11
Coding region: 50-1705 (551 amino acids)
Biological process (GO): proton motive force-driven ATP synthesis; proton transmembrane transport
Molecular function (GO): ATP binding; proton-transporting ATP synthase activity, rotational mechanism; ADP binding
Source: RefSeq, a predicted model, not a curated record
AGCUCUGAGCCGCCAGUGGUGGAGGACAGGUCAUCAGCAACCCGACAACAUGUUAUCCGUGAGAGUUGCAUCAGCUUUGGCCAGGACCCUGCCCCGACGGGCUGGCUUUGUGUCCAAGGCUGUACCCACCGCCUGCGUCGGGGUCAACCACCUCCACACACACAGACCAUGGCUGCAGAAGACAGGCACAGCAGAGGUGUUUUCCAUCCUGGAGGAUAAGAUCUUGACGGCUGACACCUCUGCCGACCUGGAGGAGACCGGGCGUGUGCUGUCCAUUGGUGACGGUAUUGCCAGAGUGUUUGGGCUGAGGAAUGUCCAGGCAGAAGAGAUGGUGGAGUUCUCCUCUGGACUGAAGGGCAUGUCUCUGAACUUGGAGGCCGACAACGUUGGUGUUGUGGUGUUCGGUAAUGACAAACUGAUCAAGGAGGGCGACAUCGUGAAGAGGACCGGUGCCAUCGUGGAUGUCCCUGUUGGUAUGGAACUGCUGGGCCGUGUGGUGGAUGCUCUGGGAAAUGCCAUCGAUGGAAAGGGUCCUCUGGGUUGCAGCAUCCGUAGGCGCGUGGGUCUGAAGGCUCCUGGCAUCAUCCCUCGUAUCUCUGUGAGGGAGCCGAUGCAGACUGGAAUCAAGGCUGUGGACAGCCUGGUGCCCAUUGGCAGAGGCCAGCGUGAGCUGAUCAUUGGUGACAGGCAGACCGGCAAAACUGCCAUCGCCAUCGACACGAUCAUCAACCAGAAGCGCUUCAACGAAGGAACUGACGAGAAGAAGAAGCUGUACUGCAUCUACGUUGCCAUCGGCCAGAAGAGGUCCACUGUCGCCCAGCUGGUGAAGAGGCUCACCGACGCCGGUGCCAUGAAGUACACCAUUGUGGUCUCUGCCACGGCCUCUGAUGCCGCUCCUCUGCAGUACUUGGCCCCAUACUCUGGCUGCUCCAUGGGAGAGUACUUCAGAGACAACGGCAAGCAUGCCCUGAUCAUCUAUGAUGAUCUGUCCAAGCAGGCUGUUGCCUAUCGUCAGAUGUCGCUGCUGCUGCGUCGUCCUCCCGGUCGUGAAGCUUACCCCGGUGACGUGUUCUACCUGCAUUCCCGUCUGCUGGAGAGAGCCGCCAAGAUGAACGACAACUUCGGCGGCGGCUCCCUCACUGCCCUCCCCAUUAUUGAGACCCAGGCCGGUGACGUGUCUGCCUACAUCCCCACCAAUGUCAUCUCCAUCACAGACGGGCAGAUCUUCUUGGAGACCGAGCUGUUCUACAAGGGUAUCCGCCCAGCCAUCAACGUGGGUCUGUCUGUGUCCAGAGUAGGCUCUGCUGCCCAGACCAAAGCCAUGAAGCAGGUGGCCGGUACCAUGAAGUUGGAGCUGGCUCAGUACCGUGAGGUGGCUGCCUUCGCCCAGUUCGGCUCUGACCUCGACGCUACCACCCAGCAGCUCCUUAACAGAGGCGUCAGGCUCACUGAACUGCUCAAGCAGGGGCAGUACUGUCCCAUGGCCAUUGAGGAGCAGGUAACGGUCAUCUACGCUGGAGUCAGAGGUUACUUGGACAAACUUGCGCCCAGCAAGAUCACAAGGUUCGAGAAGGCUUUCCUGCAGCACGUCCUCGGCCAGCACCAGGACCUGCUUACCGCUAUCAGGGUUGAAGGCAUGAUCUCUGAGGCAUCAGAUGUAAAACUGAAGCAGGUUGUCCUGUCCUUCCUGUCCAGUUUUGAGUAAUGGAUAGCACUUCCAUUGAUCUUCAGUGAGCUGCCCUUCUGUUCCCGUUAUGCUUCUAAAUGUGACAAACACACUGAAGGCCAAAACCUCCAUGUACAGAUUUCUCCAAAUAAAAUUUUACAACCCUA